Messenger RNA from Pichia membranifaciens NRRL Y-2026, 1881 nucleotides. RefSeq lists its product as hypothetical. The coding region runs from base 1 to 1881 and encodes 626 amino acids. Gene Ontology annotation, molecular function: L-glutamate N-acetyltransferase activity, acting on acetyl-CoA as donor; arginine binding. Gene Ontology annotation, biological process: L-arginine biosynthetic process. Gene Ontology annotation, cellular component: mitochondrial matrix. Lineage: Eukaryota; Fungi; Ascomycota; Pichiomycetes; Pichiales; Pichiaceae. The record is from RefSeq and is a predicted model, not a curated record. The transcript has a single exon.
AUGCAGCUGACAAGAUUCAGUGGACGGAAAAUUGGGGUUUACAGAAAGUCGAUUUUUGGAGGCAGGAGAAAUCAUAGCGCUUCUCUGUUGCGAGCUGAAGAUUUCGACGAUGAGUCAAACUUACUCAAGCAUUCUAUAGCUUCCAAUGAAAAACAUCAGUUAAUCUUGACUAUACUAAACUCUACAGCAACAAAACGUGAGGCACGGUCAUAUCUAUCCAAGUACAGACUUCUUGGAGAAAACGACAUCUACAAAAACAGACAAAGAAUCGUCAACCAAGAUCAGUCCGAUAGUAAUUCUCCUCUUGUCACAAACAAGCAGUACUCAAAGUACAUUGGAAAACUUUUGGAAAAACAUGUGGACCCUUUAUACAAUUACAACAAUAACAUCGAGCAAAACCCAAACGUGGAGGCUUACAAUCGGAGGUUACUCAAUUCGGAGUCUCCUGUGCUCAUGACAACCCCCACUUCCCCGAAAAAUCGAAUAAAUGAUGCCUCGAAUGAGAUCAAACUCACACAGACUAUUCGUGCUUGCAUUUUCAGAAUCCGGAAGCUUCAUAAAUGGGAUACUGAUACCGUGAAAAACUUAGCUGUUGUGUUAAGGAAGGCCAUGGGACUUGGGGCAAGCCCAGUGAUUAUCAUAGAUGGUGAUGUUAUUGAAGGUUACAAAGGAGAGCAGGUGAAGAAGGAGAUUGAGAAUUAUGUAGAUUCGAAGUUGGAAUCUUUUGUGGAAGGACUAGGCAACUUUCUACCCAAUCGGAUCAUCAAGGGAUGUUUCGACCUAGCAGAAAAUGGAGAUUUACAGACAAUUGUCCCGGAAAUGAUAGGGGUGCCAAUUUUUUCAGGUAUCAUACCUAUUGUGUCCCCAUUUGCUGUCAGAGAAGGCGUUCUGCAAGUUGUAAAGGGAUUCCCAACGACAAGGGCGACCGUUGAUUGCCUUGAAAGUUCCGAGAUGAAGGAAAUUCUGACCAUCGAAAAGGUGAUAUUUGUUGACGAAGUAGGUGGUUUCCCUAGUGUCGAGAGAUCCGAAGGUAGUCAUGUUUUGAUAAACUUAUUACAAGAAUUUGAUGAUAUCAAAAACGAGCUCCAGAAAGAACUUGAAUUGAGCGAAGAAGAAAGGGAGACCCAUCUGUCAAAUCUUAUGGAAAUGAGACAACUGCUCGACCUGUCUCCUGAUAUUACUGGGAUUUUGACAACCCCAGAGAUGGCGACCAGAGAAGAAGAGAAACAAGUCGGUAAAGAAACAAAUCCGAUCAUUUACAACAUUUUAACAGACCGUCCAACAAUUUCAUCUUCUUUACCUGUUUCGCUUCGUCGCACACCACAGCUAAAUACAACCGUUGUGAAGAAGGGAAUUUCAAUCUCAGUGUAUCAAUCAUCAGAUCCCUCCAAAGGUUUGGAUUUGCGAGCUAUGGAAAGAGAAGGGAAAGUAGAUUUGGCACAACUGAAGUACCUCAUAGACAACUCGUUUGGCAGAGACCUCAAUAUGGACCAUUACCUCAAUCGUAUCAAUGGCAAAAUUGCUGGUUUGAUUAUUGCCGGCGAUUACGAAGGAGGUGCUAUAAUCACAUGGGAAAACCUGGGCGAACGGAGCGUUGCCUAUUUGGAUAAAUUUGCAGUCAUCAAAAAGCUCCAAGGAAUCCCGGGCAUUGCUGAUGUUGUAUUCAAGGCGAUGUUGAAGAGUUUUGAGAAUGAGCUCCUAUGGAGAUCCCGGAAAAACAAUCCCGUCAACAAGUGGUAUUUUGAGAGAUCGAAAGCCAACUACUCCAUAGAUGGCACACAAUGGAGGUUGUUUUUCACAGGGAAACAGGAGUUGUCAGUUUCACUUCUCGCUGGAUAUAUCAAGGUUUGCAGCUCUAUCGAGCCAUCGUUUGAUAUUUAA